Molecule: messenger RNA, 3519 nt
Organism: Monopterus albus (swamp eel)
Lineage: Eukaryota; Metazoa; Chordata; Actinopteri; Synbranchiformes; Synbranchidae
Gene: stx10
Product: syntaxin 10
Exons: 9
Coding region: 121-864 (247 amino acids)
Biological process (GO): Golgi vesicle transport
Cellular component (GO): membrane
Source: RefSeq, a predicted model, not a curated record
UGCAGUAGUCUAAGUAAAGGAAGCACUUUCCACUGACAGCUGUGCAAAGUGUCACUGUAGGCAGAUUGAGCUCCGCCUGGGAAGCGCGCAUGCGCAGGGAGAGAAGCGGAAGAAAGCAUCAUGUCGGUAGAAGAUCCAUUUUUCGUUGUCAAGGGGGAGGUGCAGAAGGCCCUCUCUCGUGCUCGGACCCUGUUUGAUAGGUGGGAGGAACUGUUGCAGGAUGGAACCCAGGUGAGUCGUGAUGAGCUGGACUGGAGUACCAAUGAACUGAGGAACUGUUUGAGGGCCAUAGACUGGGACCUGGAGGACCUCAGCGAAACCAUCAGUAUUGUGGAGUCGAACCCGGGGAAGUUCAAACUGGGUGACAAUGAGCUUCAGGAGAGGAGAGGCUUUGUGGAGCGAACCAGAAAAUCUGUCCAGGAGAUGAAGGACCAAUUAUCCAGUCCUUCUGCUGUGGCUCAGGCAGAGAAGAAGAACAGACAGGCUCUGCUGGCUUCACCUGGCCAGGACACAUCAACGGGACUGGAGGCUCAUCUGGUGUCGGCAAACUCCAGAUACAUCCAGGAGCAACAGGAACAGCAGCAGCUGAUCAUGCAGGAGCAGGACGAGCAGCUGGAGCUGGUGUCCGGCAGCAUCAGAGUCCUCAAAGACAUGUCAGGACGCAUCGGGGACGAGCUUGAUGAGCAGGCUGUGAUGUUGGGGGAGUUUGGAGACGAGAUGGACCAGACGUCAUCCCGCAUGGACUCGGUCCUGAAGAAGCUGGAGAAGGUGUCUCACAUGACCAGUAGUCGGAGACAGUGGUGUGCGAUUGGUGUGUUGGUCACCAUCAUGAUCGUGGUCCUCAUCCUCUUCUUCGCUCUCUGACGUCUGUGACCUCUGGACUACACCUGCCGACUCCCCCAUCAGGACAGACGGAUACAGGAAGUGGGAUGAGUCUCUCCUCUUCCUCCCCCUCCCCAUCCCCUCCUUUCUUCACACUGAGGAGAAACCGGUGGCCUGCGGAGAGAAGUCAUGACUGAAUCCUCCUUUCUCUGCUGUAAUGAUUCUGGUGGGACAAAAACUGCUGCACCAGAGCUCAGCACCGGGCGAACCCUGGUGCUGCUGUGUAUUUCACAUUGGUGCAUUCUGGUUAUUGUCGGAAGCAGCGGUACUUAAUGGGACAUCAGGACAGGAAGAAAGACACAUCUGUAAACAUUUUAGCUGAUAAACAUUUUGUCUUACUGUGUACAUCAGGAUUUGAGAUUUUAAAGUAGUUUUGUUGAUAAAUCAGUGAAUCAGUUUGGAUUGUUAGGGAACUUCAGCGUUCGUUUCUUUUCAAAACUAUAAAGCAGCCUUGUUUUCAUCAGUCAUCAUUUUUGAAUGAUGCUGUGCUCAGUAAUAAAGCACAAACGAUCUAAUUUGUAAAUAAGAACUCUAAAAAUUUUUAAAAGUAUUUUAUGGAAGGAGAAAGGGGACAGGCGGUUUCCGUCACCGAGAACAGUUAACGUGACCUAUUCAUAUCAGUUGACUGGUGAAAGCAGAUUAUUAGCAUGUUGAUCAGCCAAAAAGUCGCUUUUGGACAAUGUUCAGUGCAGGUUUAUUUACAGCUGAAUCAAGCAAAACUACAGUGGUUAUGUGUGUGUGUGUUUCAGUGUUGCCUUAAAUAUAUUUUUAUACCAUUGUGAAAUGUGCAGGAUGUUUAUGUGCCUACAUGUGAGUCAGGGUGGGGAAUCAACUUCCAGUCCCAGUAGGCUCCGGAGCUGGGACAGUAGUUGGCCAGACGUCGGCAGGUUUUCCUUCCAGUCCAACACGACAGCAGCUCCUGUCAUAGAGGAACACGGUGUAUUAGAGGUCAAAAUAAAAAGGAGGCUGCCUAACCCCCAGUACUAGACGCUGGUUUAGUUUGUCUGUCGGCCACUUUGUCACAAGUGUACAGGUACCGGCUCUGUGGCCAGCAGACAAACCGUUCGCUUCCUGCCCUGAUCUGCCUCAGUGAGGUGAAGUCAGGCCUGCAGCCUGGCCACUUUGUGCCUCUGCAGGUGGUUAAGCACACGGUUGGCUGAGGCUCCGUUACUCUCACUGGGUGAUGAGCGACAGCCUUGGCUCAGACUGAGUGGGUUUGUCUGUUUUAUUGAACAGGGUUAGCUAAUGAGGAGGAACAGUUGCUGGGCAGGAUGUCAAAACAUGCAGGCCUGUGGCUCCCUCUGCUGGAGGCUGUGCAUUGAUAUAUAUAAUACGUAUAUGAAUUUUGAUGCUUUAAAUGGACAUUUCUAAUCGUGUGAUUUUUAUCACCCAGUGACAGAGGAGUUUUCUGACAUUUCCUGAGACUCUCACUCACUUGAUACAGGUGGUUUUCAGCCAGAACUCUUUGGCUUUUAGUGCUUUUACAAAUUCAAGCUCUCAUUCCUUAAAUGUUUUAGUGGGGAGAAUUUAACACUUGGAAAAUGGCUGCAAGCAUAGCUGAAGCACUCACGUGGUUUCAGCUCCCUGUCAGUUGUCUGCAGGUAAAGACAUUUUGAAACAAGGAUUUCAAUCUCUUUUGUACAAUUGAAAAGGCUGUUCUGUUAUACUUUCAAUAACCAUUUUAUUAGGUACACCUGUUUAAUCGAAUGCAGUCCAAUACAACUGCUCAGCUAUAAAGUCGACUUUUAUGAUGCUGAUGAUCAGUUUUUUUUUUUAUGUAGUCAAAGUGCUGACUCGCUUGUAUUUUAGCAGUGAGGUCAGAGCUGGUGAUGUAAUGUAGUGGACUGAAUUAUGCCGAGAGGUGUUGACAACACUCUGACCCCCCUCCUGUAUGCAAACAGGAGGAGGACAAACGGAUAUAAUGCAGUCCAGUAAACUUCACUUGUAACUACCUCUGUUAUAAACAUAGAAUUAAAGUUUACAUCUUUGACACUGUCAAAAACGGAGCGCUACGAGCUUUGUCAAGAUGUUAUGACAGAACAGUUCAUUGUACCAGAGUGCAGUAGAUUGUACAGGUGUACCUAAUCAAGUGGCCACUAAGUGCAUCUCCCAAAUCACCUCCUACUUCUGCUGUUGGCCAAGCAAACCUUGGUACUAAAGUUAAAUGUAGGGAACUGACCUCUGACUGGUGAAACUAAACAUCUCCAUUAGGUCAAGUGCCAGUGAUCAGAACUGUGACUGAGCGGAGCCCAACUGCCAACGUUUGGCUGAAUGUCUUUUCUGUUGCUCUGGUAGUAAACCAGACUUCUUUGAAUGAAUUGUUUAUAACAGUUGUUUGUUGGUGGAAUGUUGCACAACUCUGCCAUUGUGUGCUUUAGUGCCAAACAGCACAUACUGUAUCUGCAGCUGUCCUGCCUUUAGUAACAGGCAAACAUUACUUCUUUUCAGCGCUAUGUAUGUUUUGAUUUUACGUAUUGACUUCACAGACACUACAUAAAGGAGAAGUGUGCUGCUGCUUGACAAAACCAUUACAUCUGCACUAAGUGAAUCAUGUAUGAUUGUUUUCUUAUUGGCUCCUAGAGGUUCUGAAAUUGUUCACUGGGGUUUUUAAGUUUCAUUAAACUUGCUCAACAUGAA